AAGAAAAAAAAAAGGGAGAGAAAAACGCCGGAAGAAGGACUCGCUCGCUAAACAGUAAAGACCCCCUUUUUUAGGCCUUUCUCUCUCAUACACGCACUCCCCCGUACAAGCUCUCUGAUCCGAAAUCGUCGUGCGCUGCACUAACUGGUCAUCUUCGACAUCCUCCGCCGCGUCGGCAGUUCUCGCACUGUUUCAGCUCUGCGCCUGUUAUGGCUCUCUUCUCUUCGUACUGAUUUUGGAGAAAUGGAAUCCGUGUUCUUCGAGCCUCGGAAAGUCAAGCGAACAACGUAACAAACAGGGCGUGGUUGGGUUAUGGCCGAACCUAGCGAUAAAGACAAUAAGCUAUGGAAAGGGUUAUUUGCGGUGGCUGGAAUCAUGACCACCCUUGUCACCUACGGAGUUUUACAGGAAAAGAUCAUGAGAGUUCCAUAUGGGGCGAACAAAGAAUAUUUCAAGCACUCCUUGUUUCUUGUUUUUUGUAACCGCAUCACCACCUCUGCAGUUUCUGCGGGUGUACUACUGGCAAGUAAAAAGACGGUGGACCCUGUAGCUCCAGUUUACAAGUACUGCCUUGUUUCAAUUACAAAUAUAUUGACCACCACAUGUCAGUAUGAGGCCCUCAAGUAUGUCAGUUUUCCUGUCCAGACUCUAGCAAAGUGUGCUAAAAUGAUACCUGUGAUGGUGUGGGGUACCAUCAUUAUGCAAAAGAAAUAUAAGGGUCAGGACUAUUUUCUGGCUCUUCUUGUGACCCUGGGUUGUUCAAUUUUUGUUCUCUACCCGGCAUCAGCUGAUCUUAGUCCAUUUGAUAGAGGAAGGGAAAGCACUGUUUGGGGCGUCUCGCUUAUGAUUGGUUAUCUUGGAUUUGAUGGCUUUACAAGCACAUUUCAAGAUAAACUUUUCAAAGGCUAUGAUAUGGACAUACACAAUCAAAUAUUCUAUACAACUAUGUGUUCUUGCAUUCUUAGCCUGACAGGUCUCAUAUUACAAGGACAUCUAGUUUCUGCAAUUGAUUUUGUUUAUAUCCAUAAGGAUUGUUUCUUCGACAUCGCAUUUCUCUCCACUGUAGCAACUGCUAGUCAAUUUUUUAUAUCUUACACCAUUCGCACUUUCGGAGCUCUGACUUUUGCCACCAUAAUGACAACAAGACAGUUGGUGAGCAUCAUGUUAUCAUGUGUGUGGUUUUCUCAUCCUCUUAGCUGGGAACAAUGGAUUGGAGCUAUUUUGGUAUUUGCUUCGAUAUAUGCUAGGAGCUUCCUGAGAAAUGCACCUGAGAAACCUCCACCUUCACAAACAGCAGAAAAUCGAUCUUCAAGCCCCGUGAGCCGAUCUUCAAGCCCCCUUAACCGAGCUUCAAGCCCCAUGAAGGAGAGUCCAUGAAUGGAGGGUUUUCUGUUGCAUUUACCAUGUGAUAUUGAGCUCUGGGCAGGACUAGCUUUCACUUUGUGAUGCCUUUUAUUGCAUAUUCCAAAAGCCAAAUACAGGGGUUGUGCUGGAAAAUUGCUGCAAAGUAGAAUUUAGAAUAGAUUUGUAGGCUCCACUCUUCAAAAAUUGCUGAUAGAGAUAAUGCUGCCCGAGGCCAGUUUUCAAGCCUCUUGUUUUUGUUCUUAAAACGGUCUUUUCUCAGUCCCAUUGCUGAAAAAGAAAUGGGGUUUUAUAUGAUGGGAUAAGUUAAAAAGAGCUUGAUUUCUUGUUCA
This is a messenger RNA of Momordica charantia (bitter melon), 1694 nucleotides long. RefSeq names its product UDP-galactose/UDP-glucose transporter 5B. Gene Ontology annotation, cellular component: Golgi membrane; endoplasmic reticulum membrane. Lineage: Eukaryota; Viridiplantae; Streptophyta; Magnoliopsida; Cucurbitales; Cucurbitaceae. Gene Ontology annotation, biological process: transmembrane transport; 3'-phosphoadenosine 5'-phosphosulfate transport. The record is from RefSeq and is a predicted model, not a curated record. Gene Ontology annotation, molecular function: 3'-phosphoadenosine 5'-phosphosulfate transmembrane transporter activity.